This is a messenger RNA of Anopheles marshallii, 2982 nucleotides long. RefSeq names its product soluble guanylate cyclase 88E (gene Gyc88E). Gene Ontology annotation, molecular function: guanylate cyclase activity; oxygen sensor activity; heme binding. The transcript has 10 exons. The record is from RefSeq and is a predicted model, not a curated record. Bases 1 to 2982 code for a protein of 993 amino acids. Gene Ontology annotation, biological process: response to oxygen levels; nitric oxide-cGMP-mediated signaling; cGMP biosynthetic process. Lineage: Eukaryota; Metazoa; Arthropoda; Insecta; Diptera; Culicidae. Gene Ontology annotation, cellular component: guanylate cyclase complex, soluble.
AUGUACGGGCUGCUGCUGGAGAACCUGUCCGAAUACGUGAAGGCUGUCUACGGUGAGGACAAGUGGGAUGACAUCCGCCGACAGACGGGCAUAUCGUCGCCCUCGUUCAGCGUCCACGAUGACUACGACGAGAAUCUGCUCAACGUGUUGGCGACGAAAGCGCAAGAAAUUCUUGGAAUUUCGGAGCGUGACUUUAUGGACCAGAUGGGCGUGUACUUCGUCAACUUCGUCAGCCAGUACGGGUACGAUCGGGUACUGUCCGUGUUGGGACGCCACAUGCGCGACUUUCUGAAUGGGCUGGAUAAUUUGCACGAAUAUCUCAAAUUCUCCUAUCCGCUGAUGCGUGCGCCAAGCUUCAUCUGCGAGAACGAAACGCGCCACGGACUGACGCUGCACUAUCGGACCAAGCGCAAGGGGUUCGUUUACUACACAAUGGGACAAAUUAGGGAGGUGGCACGUCAUUUCUACCAUAAAGAUAUGCAAAUCGAGCUGGUCAAAUCGGAUCUGCUCGGCGAAACAAAUCAUUACACGUUCCAGCUGACGUUCGACAACCGGGCGUUCUCGUUGGCCACCCUGGCGAUGACGCGGGAAGAGAAGCACCUGCCCAUUAGCGCCUCGGUACUGUUCGAGAUAUUCCCCUUCUGCAUCGUCUUUGGAUCGGAUAUGGUAGUCCGUAGUAUAGGCAACUCGUUGAUGGUCAUUCUGCCCGAUUUGCUGUCGAAAAAGAUUACCGAUUGGUUCGAGCUGAGACGUCCACUGAUAGCAUUUAAAUUCCAAACGAUACUCAACCGCACGAAUAAUAUAUUCGAGCUAGUUACGGUGCAGUCGGUUAAAAAGCGGCCCGAAAACCAGCGGAAAACAGAACUCGUUCUUUCGGAGGAUGAACCAGAGGAGGAGGUUGAAAGGCGCCUGCGACUUAAGGGUCAGAUGAUCUACAUGGAGAACUGGUACAUGAUCAUGUUUCUGGGGACCCCGGUCAUGCCCAAACUGACAUCCCUUAUCAGUACCGGCCUGUACAUCAACGAUCUGUCCAUGCACGACUUUAGCCGUGAUCUCAUGCUAGCCGGAACGCAGCAAUCAGUCGAACUAAAGUUGGCCCUCGAUCAGGAGCAGCAAAAGUCGAAAAAGCUCGAAGAAUCGAUGCGCAAACUGGACGAAGAGAUGCGCCGGACAGAUGAGCUGCUUUAUCAGAUGAUCCCGAAACAGGUCGCCGAUCGGUUACGGCGUGGUGAGAACCCAAUCGAUACCUGCGAGAUGUUUAACAGUGUCUCGAUACUGUUCUCGGACGUCGUCACAUUUACCGAGAUCUGUUCCCGCAUCACACCGAUGGAGGUCGUUUCCAUGCUGAACGCAAUGUACUCCAUCUUCGAUACGCUUACCGAGCGGAACAGCGUGUACAAGGUCGAAACGAUCGGAGAUGCGUACAUGGUGGUUUCAGGUGCUCCUGCCAAAGAGCAAAACCAUGCUGAAAAAGUCUGUGAUAUGGCCUUGGAUAUGAUCGAGGCAAUAACGGAUUUGAAGGAUCCCUCCACAGGUUCUCAUCUUCGUAUACGAGUGGGUGUUCACUCUGGUGCAGUGGUAGCGGGUAUCGUCGGUUUGAAGAUGCCAAGAUACUGCUUGUUCGGUGACUCAGUCAAUACCGCCUCCCGCAUGGAGUCAACGAGCCAGGCGAUGCGAAUACACAUAUCGGAGUCCACCAAGAAUCUGCUCUCGUCCAACUAUCGCGUCAGCGAGCGGGGAGAGAUCGACGUCAAGGGGAAAGGCACGAUGAAGACGUACUGGUUGGACUAUCGUGAAAAUCGUCCCCCGCUGCAGCUGUUGGACGAGGACCUCAAGAGCCCAUCGAUCGAGUACAUCGAAACGAACAAGGACCGGCGCGUUAGCAUUCCGUCGUACAAUUUCGUACAGCAGCCCCACAAGCAAUCGCUCGGAGGUCUUAGUUCGGCGGGACUGGAAGAUCGGCGCGUAUACUCACCGGUAACGUUCGAAGAUGUUGCGCGUCGCAGUAUAGCCAACUCGCCGGUGAAGUUGCACGCGUUCGGACCACGAGGCCGGGAAAAUCGGUCCAACUCAACGGGUCAUGCGUUCAUGCACAGCGUGUCGGAUGUGUUCGGUUCGCUGGUGAAUGAUACGGAGGAGUUUCUGGAAGAUCUGCAGCAUAGGAAUUCGCUUAGCAACACACUUUACUCACCAUCCACAACAUCGCCCUGUCCAUUUAGUCCACCGGCUCACCAGUUUCGCACCAAAUCGAAAUCUUGUUAUCAAGCGCAGUUUAUGGAUAAGGAUCACGAACUGCUAUCCGGUGCUAGUAAUGCGUUACUGCAAGAAGCACCGAAAAAACCUAAAGGCAUCCUGGCGAAAUCCCAAACCGUCGAACAUGCAGCCGUCGCUUCGUACGAACAGAAGGCGAAAGUGCGCAAAGCCAAGCUGGAUGCGGUGAAGCAUCAGCAAACCAAGGCACUGGAAAAACUCGACCAGAUGGUGCAGGAAAUCUACGACGCCGAUCUGCCCGGCAUGUGUUUCGUCAAUCCGCCCGGUUCACGGUCGGAUGGCAACAUCUGUCAGUCGAACAAUUGCACCCUCGGUAGCAGUAGGUCCGUAGUGGACGAGCGCACUAGCGACACCGCUUCCACAACCUGUCACGCACUCUAUACACUCAAUCUUUACUUUCCCGUUUCAUGUCCACCCGCGUGUUCGUGUGCACCCGACGGCAGCCGGCCGCAAGCGGUCCCAUCGCAUUCCGGUGCGGUACCGGGCCCGUCCACCGGCCCGGUGCCCGUCUGCGAACAGCACGCCCAUCUGCCCCCGAGACACUGUCACGGGUGUGAACCGGUUGCCGGACCCGGUCCCGGCCCGGGAAAGGUUCCACAGAGCAUGAGCUUUUCGCAUCCGAAAGAGCACAAAUGCUGCCCGGCGGCGUACGCCACGCACCACCAGAACGGUCGCCACAAAGUGCACUCGAACGCCUGUCACAUACUCUAG